Messenger RNA from Ixodes scapularis (black-legged tick), 1168 nucleotides. RefSeq names its product (3R)-3-hydroxyacyl-CoA dehydrogenase-like. Bases 91 to 930 code for a protein of 279 amino acids. Gene Ontology annotation, molecular function: oxidoreductase activity. The transcript has 3 exons. The record is from RefSeq and is a predicted model, not a curated record. NCBI's taxonomy places the organism in Eukaryota, Metazoa, Arthropoda, Arachnida, Ixodida, Ixodidae.
UGGACGAGAAUGUAAGCGACGUUUUUAUAGGCGGACUAUUCUCGGCACUUCGGUUCGUGUUCUCUUGAGGAUUACUAGAAAUUUGCCACAAUGUACUCUGUCUCCUCCACGGGGGAAUCUUCAGGUGUUGGCAGUGAUCACGUACAUCGGCAUGAAGGUUCUUCCUCCUUACAACUUGGCCGUCGGCUAGCACUUGUCACCGGUGGAGCGAGCGGCAUUGGCCAGAGUGUCGCCAAAGUGCUGGCUCGUGAAGGAGCGACAGUCAUCGUCGCCGACAUUAAUAUGACAGGCACUAAAGAAACCAUCAAAAUGCUGCAAGAUAUCAUGGACUCUGGUCACAAGGGAAUGUAUGCCGAUGUUCGGCGAUCGGCCGAUGUAGAGACCCUCUUCAAAGAUAUCAGAUCUGCGUUCCCGGAAACGAAUCUCAGUCUCGUGGUCAACAGCGCCGGUAUUCUGCAGACGCCGACGCCAGUGGACAGGACUAGCGACGACGUAUUUGACAAUAUAGUCGCUACCAACCUAAGAGGAACGUUCCUCGUAACACGGGAAUCGGUCAAGUUCAUGCUGGCUAACAACGUGACAGAUGGCGCCAUCGUGAAUAUUGCGAGCAUUGGCGGCAAAGGCGGACUACCGGGAGUUGCCGCGUACGCGGCAUCCAAAGGCGCCGUUCUUGCCUUCACCAAGUCUGUGGCUCGGGAGCUCGGGACCAAGGGAAUACGGUUGAAUGCGAUCCUGCCCGCUCUCACCGAUACACCAAUGAUUUCACAAUAUCCACCUGAACUUAUCCGAAAUCGAAUAAUGAUCGACAUACCCAUGCAGCGCAAGGCGGAGCCGAUAGAAAUAUCUGAAACGAGUUUGUUCAUGCUGAGCCCAAAGAGCAGUUUCAUGACUGGAGCAUCGAUUGAUGUUGCGGGUGGAAUGUAUUCCUAAUUCUGCAUUAAAAUUUUGCAUUCCCUUAACGUGUAGGGGAGGUGCAUGUGGGAAUCAGAAGAUGCUUGGCAUGUAUGGGAAUCGAUUUUCGGUGGUAAAAAAAUAUAGUAUUUUGUGUAUUUUAUGACUGCGUCUUAAUCGUCGUCGUCGCGCGUCACCAUCAUCAUCUCAAAUGAGUCGCGUGGCUCGACCGGGCACUGUAGACAAGUUCGAAUAUAAAUAUUCUUAAUAUUGGUCA